UACAUUCGAUGGAGCAGGAAGCGCAGUUUUGUGAUUCCACCUUUUUUAGGGGGCGUCAUCGCACUACAAACAGCUGCUUUUCUACAUGAAGAACACGCCAGCUUGUUUCUCUCCAUGUCGUCAAUUUCCCUGACAAGAUAGCUUUGUUAUUUGUGCAGAAAGCUCGCUCUGGUAGGCUAGCCAUUCUUUAAGUAGGCUAUCUUGUGCGCUCAAGCUUUCUGUGUUAGCAAGCCAACCAUCUGGCUCGCUGUUUCCACAGCGUACGGUGACUUGCGCGCAUUCGUUCUUCCGCAAAAGGUCGACAACACAGUAUUCGUGAAUUGUCAUUUUGUAGCAGCUGAAAUAAUGAUUGUUACAUUCACUUCGGAUCGGAUGCGUAAACUCCGAAUCUAACAGGGAGCUGCUGCCUCUGUGUAACCAGAAACCUUGGCAUCUCGGCGGCACUCGGGAACAGUCUGACAGUAUUGUCUUGGAAACUAGCAGCAGAGAGAAGUCUUCAGACAAUGGGUGACGGCUAUGGAUUCACGAGUGACAUGUUCAGUGGGCGUGCGAUGCUGGGCGAGGACAGUUCGGUCAUGUCCCGCAUGCAGAAAAAGUUCUGGAAGACCAAGCAGGUGCUCAUCAAGGCCACCGGCAAGAAGGAGGACGAGCACGUGGUGGCCUCAGACGCCGACCUCGACGCCAAACUAGAGUUCUUCCGGUCGGUGCAGUGCACGUGUACAGAGCUGCUGAAGGUGAUUGAGAAGUACCAGCAGAGGAUAACACACCUGUCCCAGGAGGAGAAUGAGCUGGGGCUGUUCCUGCGCUUCCAGGCGGAGCACGACAAGACCAAAGCAGGAAACAUGAUGGACGCCACAAGCAGGGCUCUCUGCACCUCGGCCAAGCAGAGGCUAGCUCUGUGUCCCCCUCUCCAUCGCAUGGAGCAGGAGGUGGAGACGUUUCGGCGGCGCGCCAUCGCGGACACGCUGCUGACGGUGAGCCGCAUGGAGAAGUGCCGCACCGAGUACCGCGGCGCCCUCCUCUGGAUGAAGGACGUAUCGCAGGAGCUCGACCCCGACACCUACAAGCAGCUCGAGAAGUUUCGCAAGGUCCAGACCCAGGUGAGGACAACGAAGGUGCAGUUUGACAAGCUGAAGAAUGACGUGUGUCAGAAGGUGGACAUGCUGGGAGCCAGUCGCUGCAACAUGCUGUCACACUCCCUAUGCACUUACCAGACUACACUGCUGCAGUAUUGGGAGAAGACGGCACACAUGAUGUCAGCUAUCCACGAGGCCUUCAAAGGAUACAUCCCCUACCAGUUCACUACGCUAAAGGAGCUGAGGGAUCCUCUGGACCAGAUGACUGAGGGCCAGAAAGAGGAGGAGAGCAAAGAGGACUCCAUGCAAAAACACACAGACAAUCUGGUGUCUCUGGAGGAGGACAGCCAAGGAGACAAUGUACCUGACAAUGUGUCCACCCGGGCCAUGGACGGUCAGAGUCGGGGCAGUGACAGUGGCAGCCUGGAUUCUGCCCUGUUUGAGCUGUCGGGCCCCUUUAGUCCCUCCACCGCUACAGACGACGACCUCUUGCUCAUGACCCCCGACCCUGAUCUUGCCCUCACGCCGACCCCCGACGGCGCUAUUCCCCCCAUCCUACCCCCACCACUGCCCUCCUCCUCCUCCACCACCACCACCACUGAUGCCUCCUGGGGGUUGAGUGCUCCGCCAGGGACUUGGCCGGGAACCUCCCCCACCUCGCAGCAGCCCGACUGGGCUGCAGGAAUGAGGGAGCUCCUCUUUGACCUGCCGCAACAGCAUCCGUCCACCAAGGCCUCUCCAGGAGCAACAGCAGGAGGUGCAGGGGAAGAAGAGGAGGACAGAGGAGACAUGUCCUUCCUCCGUGACCUCCUCAGCCCCGGCGCCUCCUCCAGCGAUGAGUUCAGCAGGGAGUGGCAGGACGUCUUCGGCUCCUUCGACGCGCCUCCCCUCUCCUCCUCGUCCGCUGGAGCAGCCUCCCAGACUCUAGGUGGCGCCAGCUCCAUUGGUGGUGCUGGCUCCACUGCUGGUGCAGCUCCUUCCUCACCAUCACAGCCCCCAAGCCCCACUGGCUUCCUGCCCUCUCAGCUGUUGGACCACAGCCUCAGCUCCACAGGCUGGGUGACUCCGCCCAUGUUCCAAGUCCCUCCUCUGCAGCCGCCGCCCACCACAGGCCAAGCUCCGCCCCCACAGAGCAGCCCCAGGGCUGCAGCCGGAGCUCCCAAAGGUGCUGCGAGGGACAUGUCUGCGUGGUUUAACCUCUUUGCUGAUCUGGACCCUCUGUCCAACCCUGACGCCAUUGGGCGCUCUGAUGAAGAACUCAUGAAUGCUUGAGGCGUGGAAGAGAGGAGUUCUGUCUGCACUCUAGAAGCCGUCUGCACUCUAGGACCUGUUGGAAUCCGAUGCUGUCUGAGCCUAUGAGAAUGACGUGAAGUGAAGCACAGCCUUGUGCAUGUAUGGUCAC
Engraulis encrasicolus (European anchovy) is the source of this 2478-nucleotide messenger RNA. It is a transcript of the gene ical1, whose product is annotated as islet cell autoantigen 1-like. Gene Ontology annotation, cellular component: Golgi apparatus. Gene Ontology annotation, biological process: regulation of transport. The coding region runs from base 504 to 2348 and encodes 614 amino acids. Gene Ontology annotation, molecular function: protein domain specific binding. NCBI's taxonomy places the organism in Eukaryota, Metazoa, Chordata, Actinopteri, Clupeiformes, Engraulidae. The record is from RefSeq and is a predicted model, not a curated record. The transcript is spliced from 17 exons.